This is a messenger RNA of Cynoglossus semilaevis (tongue sole), 4937 nucleotides long. RefSeq names its product kielin cysteine rich BMP regulator (gene kcp). The record is from RefSeq and is a predicted model, not a curated record. Gene Ontology annotation, cellular component: extracellular region. Gene Ontology annotation, molecular function: protein binding. The annotation marks the transcript as partial. The transcript has 35 exons. Gene Ontology annotation, biological process: positive regulation of BMP signaling pathway. NCBI's taxonomy places the organism in Eukaryota, Metazoa, Chordata, Actinopteri, Pleuronectiformes, Cynoglossidae.
AAAGACAGCAAGUUCAGUGGGCAACUGAAGAAGGCUGAGAUUUCACUCAAAGGUUAUCAAGAGCGCCCGUGGAUGUGUAACAAUUUAACAGAUAUUAUUUUUCCUUUUGACUCCUUAAAAAGUGACAGCCAGGAGACUGCUUUCUCAAGUAAACCUCCGAAGAGCAAGCUGCAAAAAGUCCAUGUUUUGGAGUCUAAAGGAUACAUAAGCUCGCGAUUUGAAACAGAUGGGUGGCAGAAGGACCUGGAGAAGAAAAUGGUAGACAUUGCUAACACGCUGGACAUGGUCAAAGCUCAGAAUGUAGACCUACAAGCUCGCAUCAAGUUCCUCGAGGGAUGCGAGUGUGUGAGGAAGCAUUGCGAAUGGGAAGGACAAACGCUGGACGAUAGGCACCGCUGGCAAACUGACCACGGCACAGUUUGUACCUGUACGUCAGGAAAAGUCGUCUGUCAGAAAAGCAGAGGAUGUACUGUCGGUGGUCAUGAUUUCCCUGAUGGCGCUGUGAUUCCCACUGGAGACCGUUGUCAAGAGUGCACAUGUGUGAAUGGGAAUGUGGUUUGCUCCCCUCGUCCUUGUCCUGCAUUGCCUUGUAAAAAUCCGGUCCAUCUUGCCGGAGACUGUUGCCCGAGGUGUGAGCAUUGUGAACACGAGUCCAAGCUGUACACUGAUGGACAGAUGUUCAACUCACCGACCAACCCCUGCCUGCGCUGCCACUGUUCUUCAGGUGAAAUGUCCUGUGAACCUUUGGAUCAGCCAUGUCCUACACCGCAGUGCAACCAUCCCGCCCGACGCAAGGGAGAGUGCUGUCCCGCAUGUGACGGUUGGUUUUCGUUCUGCUAUCUUUUUACUGCAUCUGCUUUUGAAUGUUUUUCAGACUGCACCUUUGAAAACCAGGUCCUUGUAGACGGACAGGCCUUUCUCAAUCCUGUCAAUACAUGCGAAGAGUGUAAGUGUGCGAGUGGUAAGAUAGACUGCCACCAAAUACCUUGUCCUCGUCCGUUCUGCAAUUCACCUCGUCAUGGCACAUGUUGUCAAAACAACUGUGAUGGCUGCAGCUACGCUGGGAAAGACUUUGCAAACGGACUGGAGUUUCCUCACCCUACUGACCGAUGUAGAACCUGCAGCUGCAUCAAUGGUAAUGUCCAGUGUCUGAUGAAAAGGUGUCCAGUGCUGACAUGCCCAUACCCAAAUGUUUCACCGGGAGAGUGCUGCCCCCAGUGUCCUGCACCUCCGUUGGAUUGUGUUUACGAACAAAGAAUCUACAGACACGCUGAGCAUUUUUACCACCCAGUUGACAGCUGUCAACGAUGCACCUGCACCAAUGGCACGGUACGCUGUCAGCAUAAGCCGUGCCCAUUCGCAGGCUGCUCUCAUGGCAUCACUAAAGAGUGCUGCCUGACCUGUGAAGGUUGUUUUCACGAGGGUCAGCAUAGAACCAAUGGAGAAACAUGGAACGACGCAUCAGACCUGUGCGCUCGGUGUCGGUGUCAUGAGGGUUCUGUUCGCUGUACAAGGAGACCAUGUCCACCAUCCAACUGCAAGCACCCGAUACAAGGACAGUGCUGCAUGUCCUGUGAUGGCUGCACGUUCCGGAGUAAGGAAUAUCCUGAAGGUACCGAGUUUGCUGAUUACAAAGACCCCUGUGGUGUUUGUUACUGUUACAGAGGAGACGUCAUCUGCAGCAAAAUACAAUGUAAUGAGGAAUGUAGCCAUCCAUAUAAACCAUCUGGGCAAUGCUGUGGUGAAUGUCAACGUUGCUUCUAUAACAAUGCAAUUCUCAUCAAUGGGCAGUCACUUCCUGACCCAGGAAACCCGUGCUCUGAAUGUACCUGCCAGNNCGGUUCAGUGCAUUGCGUGAAGAAGACCUGUGCAACCGCUCAAUGUCAUCACCCAAGCACCAACCCAUGUGGAUGCCCUGUCUGUGAGGGUUGUCACUAUCAAGACGUAGGGUACACUGAUGGACAACAUUUUUCUGGUGGAGAGCAAGGUUGUCAGGAUUGCACCUGUUCACUUGUCGAAAUGUUGUCAAAUGUCUCUGUGCAGAACGGUGCUGUGGUCUGCGCACAUAUAUCUUGCCCAAGUGUUGCCUGUGUCCAUCCAGUGACCCUUCCUGGCGAGUGCUGCCCGGUCUGCACUGGCAUUUGUCUACAUCAGGGAACGGAGUUUAAGUCAGGCUCCACCUUUCCUUCCCUUUCUGAUCCCUGCUUCUCCUGCAACUGUUUGAAUGAAGUGGUGGACUGUCAGAGAAGACCAUGUACGGUCCAAUGCUCCCACGCGGUCCCAUCAGAAUCUUGCUGCCCCGCCUGUGAGUCCUGUCUAUACCAGACGGUAGUGCACCCCCAUGGUCACUCCUUCACCCCUUCCUCUGAUCUGUGUCAGCGCUGCACGUGUGUCAGAGGCAACGUCACUUGCGUACCACUCAUCUGUCAACCAACUCCCUGUGCUCGACCCAUUACCAAGCCAGGACAGUGCUGCCCUGAGUGCACAGUGUGUCUGUCGAAUGGACAUGAAUAUGCUGAUGGACAGACAUGGACCUCUUCUUCAAAUCACUGCUCCACGUGCACCUGCCAGGCAGGUGAAGUGCAGUGUAUGUCUUUAGUGUGUUCGAAGUUACCAUGCUUGCAUCAGGUCACUGAUCCAGGAGCCUGCUGUCCUCGCUGCAGAGGUUGUAUGUAUGAAGGAAAGGAACACACAGAGGGCAGCAGCUGGUUCACAGACUCCACCCUCUGCAUGAGAUGCAUGUGUGUCGAUGGUGUGACCACAUGCUCUGAGGUUCAUUGUCUUUCUCCUUGUACCAAUUUCAUCACUGUUCCCGGGGAGUGCUGCCCUGUGUGUGCAGAUUGUGUAUUUGAGGGCAGAGUGUACAGCCCUGGAGACAGUUUUCAUCCGGUGGAUGACCCUUGUCAAAUCUGCACUUGUGAGGUGAUGCCAGAUGGAGAACAACACCUGCGAUGUUUACGAAAGCAGUGUCCCAGUCUGGUCAACUGCCCGAAAAGCAACAUCAUUUUCUCUGGACCUGACUCCUGCUGCCCAGUCUGUGCACAGCCGCUGAGUAACUGCACCGCCGCCCUGAUAGGCAACGAGGUUUUGGCCACGGACGACCCUUGUUUCACCUGCCACUGUCAGGACCUUACGUGGACGUGCAUGCAACAUAUGUGCCUCCCACUUACUUGUCCUGUUAAUGAACAGUUUAUGCCUCCAGAUUCGUGCUGCCCUGUAUGUAAAGACUGUGUUAUUGAGGGUCAGGGUAAAGUGAUCAAUGGCAGCAGCUGGACAGACAGUGAUGAUAACUGCAUCACUUGCUCAUGUAUACUGGGCCACAUUGAAUGCAGCAUUGAAGAGUGUUUGACUGUUGUUUGUCUGGAUGGCCAGAAGGAAGUCAAGCCUACGGGGAAAUGUUGCCCCGAAUGCAAAGAUUCAGGGCUGUCAUGUUUGCACCAGGGAACAGUGUACUACGGUAACGAGCAGUGGAAGGUGGAUGAGUGCACCAGUUGCAAAUGCGUGUCUGGAGACAUACACUGUGACACUGACCGUUGCCCAUCCUUAACUUGUGCAGUGGGUGAUAUCCCAGCUGUUGUCCCAGGCUUGUGUUGUCCUCACUGCAUUCCAAGUCCGGCUACCUGCAUUGCUUUUGGCGAUCCUCAUUACCGCACCUUCGAUGGCCGCAUGCUUCACUUUCAAGGAGCAUGCACAUAUGUCUUGGCACAGGACUGCAAUGGUGGAGACUUCAGUGUUCACGUAACUAACGAUGAUCGUGGACGUGAAGGAGUUUCCUGGACCAAAGAGGUGAUUGUGUUUAUUGCACACAUCGCAGUGCAGCUACUCCAGGAGUCCGUUGUGAAGGUUGAUGAUAGAGUUGUGAGCCUUCCAUACCUUAAUGAACCGUACAUCUACAUUGAACAACAGGCUAACGCCAUCUUACUUAACACUAACAUUGGCCUCAAGGUACAGUGGACCGGUCGUUCACACCUUAAGGUGAGCGUGCCAGGUUCCUACAAGGGUCAGACCUGCGGUCUUUGUGGAAACUUCAACAACUAUCACCAAGACGACCUCCGAAUGCCCAGUGGACACCUCAGCCUCUCCGAGUCUGACUUUGGCAACAGUUGGAGGGUCACAAACGGCAGCCACUCACUCUUAUCCUGCCGACCAGGCAAAGACCUCGAUCCCUGUAAAGAUGCAGGUUACCAGGCCAAGAAGGGGGCUAACGCUCGCUGCAAGGUCAUAAAGUCCACUGUGUUUAUGCCUUGUCAUCACGUGGUAGCCCCUGAACCCUGGUUUGGAGCAUGCGUGUAUGAUAUGUGUGCCUGUGGGGCCAACAGUGAUGAGUGUUUGUGCGACGCACUGGAGGCCUAUGCCAGUCAGUGUAGAGACGCAGGAGUGGUUCUGCACUGGAGGAGUCGCUCGCUGUGUGCUGUGGGCUGUCCUGUGGAGAAGGGCUUUGUGUUCGACGAGUGUGGGCCGCCAUGUCCUGUAACCUGUUUUAACGUCGACGUACCACUAGGGGUGAUCGAGAACCACUGCUUCAAGCCCUGUGUCCCUGGCUGUCAAUGUCCUGCUGGCCUGGUUCUACACAACAACUACUGUAUACCGCGUGAAAAAUGUCCCAAGAUCAUUUAUAGCAAACACACAUAACACUGAGAAUGAUCACUUUCAGAAUACACGAAAGUGAUCGGGUACAGUAUAUAGUUCCUUUCUGCCAUCAGACUAUUAGACUACCACUGAUAACAGUAGAAGUAGAAGACUGUGUAUUUAUAAACUCUAUUGAAGUAUACUUAACUGUUCCUAAAUAUGUAGCACUGAAUACUUACAUUAUACAGUACAUAAUUGGAUAUUUAGCAGUCCUUCUAUAUACGAUUGAUAUUUAAAUAUUGAUAGUUAAAUAAGCUAAAACACUUAGUAUAGUUAAUUUGAUAAUUAAUAUGAUAAUAUUUAAAUUU